UAAUUAACCCGAACCGCCUUGACCACGUAGCUCAGUUGGCAGAGCAUUGGACUAUAGUAUCCCAAGGUCGUGGGUUCGAUUCCCACCGUGGCCAAGCAAACUUUUCAGCUUGCCUGGUGUGGAUGCACACUGAGAGUAACAUCACAAACAUCAUAUUCACGUGAGUACACAUAACACCAACAACAAAAAAGAGCUCAUUAACAUGCGGAAGGUGAAGUGUGAAAUACAAAAAAAUGGGGAUGAUCAGAUUAAAAAAGUGUAGCAAAACACAAAACGUUCCGAAAUAGCAGUAAAGCAUAAUAAAUGAAAGAUGAUUAAAUUCUUGGAAGAAGCCUGAGAUUUUCCCAUUAUAUUAGAUUCUUGCGGAAACGUUUGCGCAAAAAUGAAGCAAUCUUUUUAAUUUUUAAAAUAACAUAAGAGGUAUAACGUUUAAAUUAUGUAACACAUAAACAUUGUAUUCAUUAGUUUUUUAGAAUUAGGGAUGUUCAAACGUGUGACAAGAGUUAGAAAAAAGAAGAAAGGUGAAAAAGAUGAAGCAAAGAAAGGAACCAAGGAUAACAAAGAUUCACCAAAACCUGGCAAGACCAAAAAGGUUUGGUUAGAUAAUUAUUUAGUCUCUUAAAAAAAAUUCUUCAUUAUUCAAUAGCUCCAGAAAUAGAGAAUGUUCAUUUCUAAGUUGGCUUUAAUUAUGGAAAUUUAUUUGACGUUUCCAAAUGUAAUCUAGCUAGCUGGUUCAUUUUAGACUUUUCUCUUUAUAAACUUUUGAUGAGUUAGAAAAGACUGUAAAAAAAUUAUCUCUGAAAUGUGUCAUCUUUUGUAAACUUUAGGACUCAAACGAAGGUAAAAAUGUGGAAUCUGAUGGCAAGAAGAUAAAGGUAAGAGUGUAUGUUUUUUGCCUCGCGUGUUUUUUGAAGAAAAACGUUUAAAACCUAACCCAGUCAAAGGCGUUCUGUUGUGCCACUUUAUUUUACCAACGUGUAGCUGGUACAGUCGUCCACCUUUUUCAAUGGAUAUGGAAUGACAUAUGAGAAAAUAGCCAAAAACAUUUUGAAACUGACUGCAACUAUAUUAAUGAUGCAAAAGUGUUGAAGCCAUAUUAAUUAGAGACACGGUGUCUCUCAUUAUGUAAUAUAUAUAUAUGUAAUUAUACGGCUCAUUAUGUAAUAAUUAACAUCGAAUCUUCAAUUCAGAUAAAUUUUUUAAAGUAACUUGAAAAAGUUCUCCAAACAUGACAAAUAAUAUCAGAUUACAUUAUUCAUUUAAAAAACAAAACCAUUUACCUUUAAUACUAUAUACUCGUAUGCAUUAUUCACUAGCUUAGUUUUCAUUUUCACUUAAAUAACCAAAGUUGUUCUUACCAGGUGAAGGUAAAGCUGGAACUUCACGAGUUUCAGGAUUUUCUGGAUGGAGAGGAGGCAAGUACAAUUUUACCUACUACCUACAUGCAAGUAACAUUUUAAUGUGCAAUUUAUUAUAUUCAUAUAAUAUAAGAUCGAAAGCAUUAGAGACAUCUGUGUCUAUGGUGAAACUAUCUCAAAAAUAUUUAGAAAACUUUGAUAAUUCGAAAAAGUGUCCGUCGUAAGGAAAUGUCGGAGUUGUUCGAGGUAUAGUAGUUAAGCUUAAACAUGUUAAAGGUUGUCGCUUCCUCGUACAGGUUUACAUGUGGAUAUUUGAUCCAAUGCAUCCCAGGACAAUGAUCUAUGGAGUUUUAGUUGGUAAGUUGGAAUAAAAAUUCUACAUUGUUUGAAUUCAGAACUGAUACAAUACUAGUCUACCGCUUUACCUGUUGAGGUAACAAGUUAACAGAAUCUUCCUCUGUAAGUACACGAGAUUUGAACUCUCAGAUUCAAGAUUUUUUUAAAAUCAAUUUUGUGUGCACCUUUUAGUGAUCGGCGCCAUUGUCAUAUGCUUGUUUCCCCUGUGGCCACCACAAAUGAGAGAAUACACGUGGUACUUAAGUGUGGCGGCUGCUAUACUACUUGGAGCCUUACUUGUUGUAGCUUUGUGUAAGUUGACUUUAGAUUAUUUGGGAAAUUCAAUAUAGUGUACGCAUUAGAUGAGUUUGACUAUAUUGUCAGUGACAGGUGAAUAUCCAGAAAGUAAAUGAUAACAGAUGAAUGAAUAGUCUAUAUAGAUUUCCACCGAGGCAAGAUUUAGGCGGGAUAAAAAUAGUCAUGUGAACACAGAAAUUACUCGGGUGAGCUUCCCCACAAGCCAAUCUCAUAUGAACAGGUCUUAAAGGUUGUAGAUGAUGGUUGAAUCCACUAUUGAUGAUAUUUGAACAGACUGUUAAGAAUAAAUUAAUAGACAGUAUAGAUAAUACAUUAUAUACAGUUCAUAGUGAGGAAUAAACUGAUAUGAUAGAUCAUGGAUAAUAUAAAUAGUAGAGAAUAGAGAAUGAAUGAAAGGAGUGUGGACGGUAAAUAAUCGAGUGUACAUGGUAAAUGUAGGAUAUGGAUUAUAAAUGAUAGACGAUAGAUGAAUCGGUCAUAUUAAUUGUUUGAAUAUACAAGUGACGAUAGAUGAAUAGACUGUCGACUAUAAUAUAUAAAAAUCAGGGUGACAUAUAAGGUGACUCGCCAGUAUCCAAUAUUUUUUGCUUAGUCCGUUAUGUCUUGUUUGGUUUCGUAUGGGCGAUAACCGCUGGAAAACAUCACUUCUGGCUCUUACCAAAUCUGACCGAGGACUGUGGCUUCUUCGAGUCGUUUGUACCGCUGUAUUCACACAGUCCUGUCGGGACCAAGGAGAAUGAUAAUGAUGGUGAUAAUGGAACUUCAGAGGAUAAACAGGGAACUUCAGAGGAUAAACAGAAACAGGUUGAGGGGAAUGAGGACGAAAAAAGUAAGGACAAUGAGGGUGAAGAAGAUAAGGAUAAAGAAGGCAAGGAUAGUGAAGGGUAAGUAGUGUUAGGUGUGACGUAAAAAUUAUUUUUUGUCGGCCUUCGUUUUAAAGGACAUUGAGAAAAGAUUUAAGUUUAUCUGUGUACUAAUGAAGAACAAAUAAAGUUACCAACAAGGCAACAAGUCGUGUUCGCACAGCUUGUCAACAAGUUUGGAACAAGCUGUUAACAACUUGUAACAACCUUGUUGAUAUUAUCAGACUUGUUGCAAGGUUGUUCUAACAAGUCCUAUACAGUCAUGAUAUAACAAUCUUGCCUAACAUGGCAGUAUUCUAGUAUACAUACAUGAACUUGUGGUUAAAGCUCGACAACUAGCCUCUGUAGCUCAUUUGGUUAGAGCGCUGCACCGGAAUCGCAGGACCGCGGGUUCGAUUCCUGUCAGGGACCUAAAGUUGUAUUUUUCGCAGUUGUUCUGGUUAGGUCUAAUAAAUGUAUAUAAAUUUCCACUCGAUAAUUUCCAUCUCAAAUACCCUUCAACUUUUUCUUAUAUGUAUAAUGAAUUGAUUAAAAAUUUGAAGAACGUCAACUGUCCAACUUGAUAAAAUAGCAGUUAUAAGUUCUUUGUAUGUUUGCAUGGCGAUAAAACAUAUAAUAGUUUUGUUUGUGGAAACACGACGUAAAUUUAUUACUGCAAAGCUUUCGAUCCGUAAGCCCGGAUCUUCAUCAUAUGAAGAUCCGGGCUUACGGAUCGAAAGCUUUGCAGUAAUAAAUUUACGUGAUGUUUCCACAAACAAAACUAUUAUAAGAUAGCAGUUGUGUUGCAAUACGUACAUCCUUGGAAUUAAUGAGAUUUCAAAUUUUAUCUGGCUAAUUCGAAUCGACAUUUUGUAAAAUAGUUGAUAAACGUUUCGUUGCAGCACUUCGGAACGAAAGAAAGAGAGAAAAUCAUCAGCCAAGGAAAUCAACGAAUCAGAAUCUUGGAUCAAUGUCACGGACGAAGAUAUCGCGCAAGCUAAAGUGGCUACUGGGAACGAGUCAGAUAUUAAAACAAUGACGUCAUCGGUCGAUUGUUAAUAGACAUAGAUCAAAAUCUUUAUUAUAUAUGUAACGAAAUGCAUUAUUGUAAGGGUGAAGAAAUCAAAACUGUUUAUUUUACGUGUCGAUAUAUGACUGGGUUGGGAUGUCCUUUCAAUAAAAUAUACGUUAUUAUGUGUCA
Messenger RNA from Paramuricea clavata, 4055 nucleotides. NCBI's taxonomy places the organism in Eukaryota, Metazoa, Cnidaria, Anthozoa, Malacalcyonacea, Plexauridae. The record is from the annotation of a GenBank genome assembly.